Messenger RNA from Mya arenaria, 1279 nucleotides. Its product is annotated as cyclic AMP-dependent transcription factor ATF-3-like. Gene Ontology annotation, biological process: regulation of DNA-templated transcription. Lineage: Eukaryota; Metazoa; Mollusca; Bivalvia; Myida; Myidae. The coding region runs from base 5 to 493 and encodes 162 amino acids. The record is from RefSeq and is a predicted model, not a curated record. Gene Ontology annotation, molecular function: DNA-binding transcription factor activity. The transcript is spliced from 3 exons.
GCACAUGAAAAACACUGAAGCAGCAAAACGCGGUAAAUUCGUACGUUGCGUAUUAAAUGGAAGUGUUAAGAUGUCACGUCAACAGCUAGAGGAAUUGAAGCUGCGACGGGCGAUGUUGGAGUCUUACCAGACAGGCAGACUUACGCCGAUUUUGAAGGAAGAGCUGAAGUACCACAUUCAGUCAAGAAGACUCUCAGAGGGCAAGACUGAACUUGUUCUGGGGGUAGAACGAGGACAAAAUAUGGAAUCUCCGCAAUUAAGUCCAGAUGAAGUAGCAAGAAGAAACAUGAGGAAAGAACAGAAUAGAACAGCAUCAAGGAAAUUUCGUAAAAGGAAAAGGUCCGAAAUCGAGGGUUUGGUUCAGUUACGUACUGAGCUGGAGGCGAAGAACGCGGAGCUCAAGAAAUCUGUGGAGAGGUUGCAGGCUGAGAAGGACGCCGUGUGGGACGAAGUAACUUCCGUCCUACAACACGUGACCAAAGACGCGGACUGAGGCCCAGAGCAUGCAGGCGAACAGACGGGAUAGUGUAAUAGAAGGGAGAAUGGGCCCCUCUUAAAACUACAGUGAACGUUUGGAAACUAGUUUUCUAAUUAAAGAAAGCAAAACACUGGUAGUUUGAAGAGGCUUUAAUGAAAGUUUUCUAUACGUAAGUUGUGUAUAUAAAUUAAUACGAACAGUAAAUAUCCAAUGCCUGGAAGUGGAUACGCAGUGACACUAUUUACGGUGACACUAUGUGCGGUAGAGAACAAUGUGUCAACAUACAUGUUUGGACAAUGUCAACUAACACUCUUACUUCACACAUGUUACAAUGUUUCUUUUGACCAGAAAUAUAAUUGUGUAUCUCAUGUUUUCAUUCCUAACACUGUCCACAUUUAGGAAGAAGUUGAACGUUGGAGUGCAUGCCGUGUUCAAACAAAUUUCCCUUUUAAAAUUUAAAAGUAAUGAAGAUACAAAAUGUACUUACAUUUGUAGUUUGUGCAUCUAGCGACAAAAGCUAUUGGUUGAUAUCUUUACCUUUUCGCGUGAUUUGGAUUGUGCCCCGUGUCACUGUCUAUCUGAUUAUCAAUGGGUCGUUUGCUCAAGUAUUCCGUUUGCUCAUGCAGUCUUAUCACAUGAAGACAGCUGAUUAUUAUAUUAUUUUAUGACCUUUUUAAAACUGCUGUUGACAAAUCGCUCCCUUCAUGCAUUGUGUCAUUGUUUUCUUAAUUGCAACGUUUUUUUUCUCCAAAAUGUUUGCUUCAAAUAAUUGUAUCAUUUGCCAAUAAAUUUAUCUUUCCA